AUGUCGUGGAUCGUUUGGCUGCUCCUGCCACGAGUAUCUGGAUAUUAUGCGCAUGAAGGUGCGGUGGAACUUCCUUUGCUGCGGCGUACACCGCCACCGACGACACUGCCGUCGCUGAGAGGUGUACAGGACAACACAUUGGCCUUGACAAAUCGGCUCGGCACGCAAUACCUGGUCCCCAUUCGCCUCAACGACGACAUCUUCCACGUACAAGUCGACACUGGGUCUGCUGACUUGUGGGUGGGUUGUGAGUUCGUCGAUAGCCCAAGCCAUUGCUCCCCUCCCGUCGGUGCAUGCAGCAACACGUCGUCGACGGAGCUGGUGUACGGCAGCGGUCGCGUCUGUCUCGACGCCCACCGCGGUGCGUUUCAACUGGGGUCGUUGGCGAUCCCACAAGUCAGCUACAGUAUUGGCAAGAGCGCUCUUCUGACGGACGGCAGCCAAGGCAUCCUUGGUCUUGCCUUUCCCCGCAUAUCUCCGUUCGUUAAUCACAGCAAUGCCUCCUUUCCCAUGCAUCACCUGGACUCGUUUAGCCUGACGCUAAGCUCUGGCGUCAACUCGGCCGGGUCUAAACUUAUCCUGAACGGCGUAGACCACAGCCGAAUUGCGUCGCAUGGCUUGAUCGGGGUCACGUUGCCCUUGAUCGAAGCCGCGCAUUGGACUGUCUCGAUGGACGACAUGGUGGUGGACGGCCAACCUUGGUCGGUCUGCGGGGCUCUUUGGCCUUGCAAAGCCAUCGUCGACUCUGGCACGACCUUCCUCUCCAUGCCACCAAGCGUGUUUGAUCAGUUUGCAGCUACCUACUUGGCACCCCAUGGCUGCACCAUGGCCCCGUCCGACGCGUAUUUCCACUUGCCAACGCUACGCCUCGUGCUCCACCGUCGCCCCUUUUCCUUGCAACGGUCCGAUUACACGUGGCAGCUCUCGCCCAAGUCUUUUCUGGUCCAAUUGCAACCAAGUGCGGUAGCCCAUACAUGGGUAUUAGGCGACACGUUUCUCAAGGUGUACCCGAUCACGUUUCAUGUUCGAGCGAGAGCCCUCACGAUUUACUGCGCGCAUGGCCGUUGCCGCGGCGGACCUGCCGUGCCUUGGGAAGUGGAUCAACUGCCCCAGAUUGGUGAGUCCAAUGUCCUUGGUACUACUGCUGCUGUCAUGUGCCGCCGUCGCAGUGGGUAG
Aphanomyces astaci is the source of this 1176-nucleotide messenger RNA. RefSeq lists its product as hypothetical. The record is from RefSeq and is a predicted model, not a curated record. The coding region runs from base 1 to 1176 and encodes 391 amino acids. Gene Ontology annotation, molecular function: aspartic-type endopeptidase activity. The transcript has 3 exons. Gene Ontology annotation, biological process: proteolysis. Lineage: Eukaryota; Oomycota; Saprolegniomycetes; Saprolegniales; Verrucalvaceae.